Molecule: messenger RNA, 694 nt
Organism: Cajanus cajan (pigeon pea)
Lineage: Eukaryota; Viridiplantae; Streptophyta; Magnoliopsida; Fabales; Fabaceae
Product: GPI-anchored protein LLG1
Source: RefSeq, a predicted model, not a curated record
CAUAACUCUUAUUUGAAACUAACAAAGAAAAAAAAAGGCAACAUCAUGGAACCAUUUAGUUAAACUCCAUCUAUAACUAUCUUUCUGUCUACCCUUCUUUUCUCAUCUAUCAAGUCAUGGCCUUUUCUUUGGACCAACGAUUCUGGCUUUCUUCACUUCUUCUUCUUCUCCUCGUGGCUAUCUUUGUGUCUUCUCUUUCUGACACUGUUUUCAAUUCUCAACCACAUGCCGCUCGGAGCAUUCUUGAGGCUAAAAAAAGUUGUCCAGUGAAUUUGGAGUUCUUGAACUACACAGUAAUCACAAGCAAGUGCAAGGGACCCCAGUACCCUCCCAAAGAAUGUUGUGCUGCAUUUAAAGAAAUUGCAUGCCCUUAUGUGAAUCUCUUAAAUGAUGCAACCAAUGAUUGUGCCUUAAUCAUGUUUAGUUACAUUAAUCUGUAUGGAAAUUACCCUCCUGGCCUCUUUUCCAGUGAGUGUCGUGAAGGGAAGCAAGGUCUUGUUUGUUCUGCAUUGCCACCAUCAGCAUCACCACAUGAUGGCACUGGAAAGAUAAAUCACCAGAAGGGUGUGUGACAGUAGUAAUUGUAAGGUUUGUUCAGUGAACUGCUAAGUGUUGUAUCACUUUAGUUCAAAGACUUGUUAAACUGAAAAUAAUCUUUGGAAAAAAAUUUAUGAGUACUAUGUUGGUUUUACAA